CGGAGAGUUCAGGCACUGCUCUGGAGAUUUCCUGCGACCGUUUAAAACGAGUGAUGCAAUCUGCAAGUAGCAAAUUGAGGAGAAAGAAAAUGAAUACAGCACAAGCGGAAACAGGUGAUACCACGUCGUGCCUUCCAGAUGAAGCUUUAGAAACUUUACUCGUUGCUGAACAUUCUACGCAGGUAGAUAGUACCGUAAAUGAUCAGGAACUUCUCACUGAAGAAGAUGUCACCAUAGAGGGUAUUGACAAAGAAAACAUAGAGAAUACUUGCCUUCAGACUGUCCAGCCAAAAAUACCUGAAAAAACAAUCGAAACAAUUCUUCAUAAUCUAAAAACUCACUCAAACAAGAACAUUGUGAAGAAAUGGUCAAACAAAACAACUGAUGGACUAAAAGAAGCUUUAGUCAACAGACUAUUACUCAUGAAAAUGCAGCAUGAAGAAAUGAAUGUAGUCAUUGAAGCAACAAAAGAGCUACAUAAUAAAUUGGGAAUAAGAAUUAAGAAAUCAUGCUCGCGGGAUGAAAAGGCAAAACAAAUUAAAAAAAUGUUUAGUGAGAACGAAGAUGACACAUGGGAGAGGAAAGUAAAAAAAAUGAUGCCCCUCAAAUAUAUUGCCUCUGUUAUUGUCCGCUCAAGCUCAACCAAAAUACCAAAAGAGCGACUAAAUAAUACAAUAGCGGCUUUGAUUUAUGACACAAAAUAUGAUGAAUGGGGGGAAAAUUCGACAUUUCAGCUUCACACAAGGAUCGAGAAUGUAGGCACAACCAUGUGGUUCUCUUUUCCCGAAUUCAACGAAGAGAGACAACAAAUUGAGCCAAAGUGUUUGGACGCCCACCAUUUGUUAGUAAAUCUACGCUGUAAGGUGUGUAAAGAUGGCUUGCUCGGUGUACGGAAGGAGGCAUGGCAUAGAGUAGCAGAGAACAACAACUCCAUUAUCAGUAAUGCUAUCGUUGUUGACUUGGUGGAUAAACAAAAUAAUGCCUUUGCGAAAAGGACAUUUUCAAAAGCUGUUGAAGAUGAAAUGCGAAAUCUUGCGUUUUCUACAGAAGCAGACUUUUGCAGCCUUAUUCGUCGAUGGUACGAAUCUGAAGACUCAGGAGGUAUUUCUGCUGUAGAAAGAAUUCAACGAAAACUUGACCUGAAAUCCUUCUUGCUGAGGGAUGUUGAUUUUGGAGUUUUUCCUCCACCGGGGAUGUAUGUCAAAGGAUUCCCAAAAGUAAUGUACGAGGGUUUUCUCCAAAGAAUAGAUACAUCUAUUCAGUUGUACAGUAUUGUGAAAGGACAAUCUUAUAAUCAGAGAUCACUUUCAUCUCUUGUAAAUGAAACAUUCUUUGGUGAAUUAAGCGAGCUGGAACCAACAAAGCUUGGAUGUCCGAAAGCUGUUAGUGUCCCACGCCUCAUGGCUAAUGUUACAGAGAUGCAGUACUAUCGAUGUGAUCCAUCGGACAGAGCAUUCCAUAUCUGCACCACACGGAAGUCUGUGUACCCCAAUGAGAAACUGAUGGAACCUUUAUAUCAUACAUUUGAAGAAAAUGAAGUUCAAGAGAUUUGCUACCUGAGGCCUGUGUCAUUGAUAUCACCAAGAAACCAUGCAUUCGAUGCUCCUGAGCUGUUUGGAAAUCGACAACGGAAGUCCAAGCGAUCUGAUAUAUCACAACCUAGUGGUGUAUCUAGAGGAUGCCUUCCAGUUCGUCAACAUCAUAAGUGUGACGAAUCAAAGAUUUUACCGACGACGCGUUUGGGUAUUCCUCUGCAGGAAAAUCAUCCUUAACAUUUUCAUUGGUAGAAUACUAUGAAAUGUGUUUUUGUAAUGAAAACCCAAACAAGACUGAUUUAAUACCAUUUUUGUAAAGUUUAUUCUGCACUCUUUGCAAACAUCUAAAAAUAAUACAUGCAAAUUUUAGUUUUGGUUGUA
Saccostrea cuccullata (small rock oyster) is the source of this 1916-nucleotide messenger RNA. RefSeq lists its product as uncharacterized. The transcript has 3 exons. Bases 54 to 1772 code for a protein of 572 amino acids. Lineage: Eukaryota; Metazoa; Mollusca; Bivalvia; Ostreida; Ostreidae. The record is from RefSeq and is a predicted model, not a curated record.